UCAUUUCUUUUCGAUUAGAAUGUAAUCGAAAUCGUGCGAUAAUGGCACGAUAACGAUUAACAGAUUAUCAUAAAAGUGGUAAGUUACACGCGGAGCACAUCAGUUGAUCGUAAGGUCGUACAAAGUAUGUUGUGAACUUAGUAACGAACAAGCGGUUGAGUUGCCGGCUGUCGCCGUCACAUGCAGCCAGUUAUCCCGUCGACGUUUGGCGGUGCGUCGUUUAUACGUAAGACGUGUCGUUCAAACCGCUGUUUCAUCUCUGUUUUUCCUCUAUCACCUUCUUAUUCUACUCAUAAUCAGCUGGAAUCGAGCAACAGAAAUUUGGUUAUCGACAUGACAUGCAUCGGUACGCGUUGGCAGUGGCGUAGUUGCGGUCGAAACAGAACGGAGCAAAGCCGUGUAGGCGCAUCGUUAUGAAAGGGACCAGUCGUCCAUGAACACAAACGGAACGUACUAUCUUGACGUUACACAUGUUGCAUUGAAAGGAUCGGUGAACUCUGGUUGCUGAACGUGCAUAUAGUUAAACAACGUCAUCGAAAGUUAUUAAUUGUUGGAAAGCGUUGUGCGCGGAGUAAAAUAAGGUAAGAGGCAACAGAAAAAUUUACUCUGCUAACCAAUACGAAAUAGAUCCGGGGAAUAAAAGGUGGACGCAUCGUUCGAGGGUCGUGUUUGCUCGUCGUUGUGUCGUCAAAACCACAUAUGGGUGCGCGUAAGGAACGAGGAAAUUCAAUGUAUCGGUGAAAAUUGGGGAGGAUCGCUGGUAGUACGUAGUGACAAAGAGGGUGCUUUGGUGUCAAUAACUGUGAAUAGCAGGGCGAUCCUCCUAUCUCUCCUAUCGUUGUUCCGGUGGAAGGUGGAAGAAAAAGAGAAAGAGAGAGGGAGAGAGAGGAGUACGUUCGGUUGGUAUACCUCCGUUGGCACAGCGUGCCGGCGUUUUGGAGUGCUCGUAGACGUGGACGCGGCUACGUAGCUAUCCUAUACCUACCCUAUAAACCGCGCGGGGGAACCUAGUACGUGAAUGUGUUGGAAGCGGUGGCCACGUCUUCGUCGUCGUCGUCGUCGUUGUGAUCGCCGUGAAAACGGUGUUACACCGUGGGAAUUGCCGAAAACACAUCAUCGAUGGCCCGCGCGAUUUUUCCGCACACUCGGUAUCCGUGAUCGCGGCACGGCGAGAACCUCGUCAAGGAUGCCGCGGAUACCGUUUAUUAGAUAUCCACGAAGGAUGGCGGGCUUUGAGAUCGUCGCUCGGAUCGAUAGGUACGAAAGGAUCGAAUAAUCACGGAGGAAACAAGAGAAAGAGACAGACAGAUAGAGAGAGAGAGGGAGAGAGAGAGAGAAAAAAGACAAAGCGGUGAGGUGAGUCAGGAGACCUUCCCCUAUCCGGAGGUUAGGCCUCCGAGUAUCAAGGAUCCUUAUUCGAAGAUGAACUCCAUGAUAUAUACCUUGUACGGCUUCGCUAUAUUUUUCAUGAUAUUCUGGUCGGUAAUGUGGAUCGUUCAUGUACUGGCACUGAUAGCCGGUCACUGGAAGCUGCACCGUAAAGUCACUCAAGUACCAACCUACGAAACGCCCUUACCCGGUGUGUCGAUCAUAAAGCCCCUGAUGGGCGUUGAUCCGAAUCUGUUCAGCAAUUUAGAGACAUUCUUUACGAUGCAAUAUCCCCGUUACGAGUUACUGUUUUGCGUGGAAGACGACUCGGAUCCGGUGUUGAUGUUAGUACGUAAACUGAUCGAAAAGUAUCCAGAAGUGGAUGCGAGACUUUUCAUCGGCGGUUGCAACGUGGGCGUGAAUCCAAAGAUCAACAAUAUGCAACCAGCGUACGAGGCGGCUAAACACGAGUAUGUACUGAUUAGUGACAGUGGUAUCAAGAUGAAGGAGGACACGCUGUUGGACAUGGUUAAUUACAUGACCGACAAUGUUGCGUUAGUGCAUCAGAUGCCGUUUACCUGUGAUCGCGAAGGUUUCGCCGCGGCAUACGAGAAAAUCUUCUUCGGUACUGUACAGUCGCGUAUGUACCUAGCCGCUGAUUUACUUAGGAUCAAUUGUCACACAGGGAUGUCAGCGUUGCUGAGAAAAGCGCCUCUCGAUGAGGUCGGCGGUUUAAAGACGUUCGGUGUGUAUUUAGCCGAAGAUUUUUUCUACGCAAAGUCACUGACCGACCGUGGCUGGCGAAUUACUGUGUCCUCGCAGCCAGCGUUGCAGAAUAGCGGUCACUGCGAGCUGCAUUCGUUCCAGGCGAGAUUACGGAGGUGGGCGAAGCUCAGGGUGGCUAUGUUGCCUACCACGAUCGUUCUCGAACCGCUUAGCGAGUGUUUAGUGUUAGGUGCCUGUGCUUCCUGGGCGGCCAGCGUACUCUUCGAGUGGGACUCCCUUGUUUUCUAUUUGGUACACAUACUAUUGUGGUUCAUGUUCGACUGGACGCUAUUGAGCGUCGUCCAGAACGGUCCAUUGCCGUUCAACAAGUUAGAAUUCGUAUGCGGAUGGUUACUCAGCGAGAUCACAAGGCCUUAUCUUUUCCUUCAGGCGGUUCUAGAUCCUCUGAUACAGUGGCGGUCGCGUGUCUACAAACUCAGGUGGGGUGGAGUCGCGGAAGAGGUUAAGGCAAAAGUCAAAUAUUAAAUUGCACUAUGAAACCAGCGGUUUUACUUUUUCCUCCUUUCUUUUUUUCGUUUCUUUCCUUUACUUCUGUUUCUUUCUCUUUCUUUGAUACGUAUGCAGGGUAUUCCAGUUUUCUCCGACCAAAUCUUGUCAGGAUAUUCUAUGACCAUGGGUAAAUACAAAGAGAAUGAUACCAAUCUUACGAUUAUUAUGCUAUAAGACGAAAAUAGUUCAUUUUCACUAUAUUAUUUGAUCGAUGUAUGUACAUAAUUUUUUUUUCAAACUUACCUAGAUAUAAAAGUUUAAGGCGAUAUUAUCGGAGGCCUAAGCAUCGUUCUCUUUGUAUUUCUCUUUUGUUACAACUUUUUAAUAAAGCUUUGAACGAUUAUACGAUAAAAUCGGUAUACGUUUACACAAAGUCUUCUCCUUAUUUAUACCCAUAAAACAUCCUGAAAAUAUUUAGCCCGAAAAGACUGGUACAUCCGAUAUACACGUAGGGAUUAAUAUGCACACAUUGAGCUAGAAGCGUGGAUGUUUUGUAAUAUCCGAUAUAUUAUACUAUUACGCAUGUAGUUCUUAUUAUACUUGAAUUGCGUUAUACCGUGGAAAAAAUAUACGCCGUAUAUACACGAUAUUUACUAAAUAGGGGUGUCUACGCGUCGUGUGUACUUGUACACGUAUAUACGUAUGAUUCGCUUAUGUAAAACAUUAAUCGCGACACGCAUGUACGCACGUGUGCCAUCAUUUUUCAAUUAUUCAAAAUAUCAUCUCCGCCAGCUCAUUGGUAUGCUCAUUUCACGUACAAUGUUUACAGAAAAAAGAAGAAAAGUAUAAUGUAAAAAAAGAAACAUCUAUGAUAGGUUAUGUUCGAAAGAGGAAACACGUACUAAAUAAUCGAUAUAUAUGUAGCUUUUCUUUCUUUUUUUUCUUUUUUUGAAAUCCUCGUCCGGAACGAGGUCGCCUUAAGUCGUUAUUGUAGUAUAUUCGGUACGAAAUUAUUCAUACAUUUUAAGGAAACGAUUCCUGUAAAAAGCCAUGGUUGCGCUGGCUUCGCGAUCAAUUUAACAUCUUAUCGACGUAGUUGGUGAUUUAUUCUCGAAACAUCUUUCGCGCGUUGUAGUAACUAACUAAUUGGUAAGGUUAACGUUGUUUUGAUUUUUAAGUAAAUAUUUAUUUCUAACAUUAAAAAGUAUUUAACAAAGGAUUAUAUGAUUAAGCGAAGCAUAAGCACGUUCGAUUAUGGAAAAAGAAUCGUUUACAGAUUUGAUGAUAAUAAUAUUCGCUGUUAGUACUAUAGUGUUUUCUUUCGACGUCUCCGUGUCGCUAAACUGGGAAGAAGUAGAAUCAAAUAAAAAUAUACGUACGUAUUAGCAGAAACGAUUAAUUAACGCGUUAUAGACGGUGCAUAUGUACUAAUUGUACAUAACAGAGAAGCACAUUUUCAGGUAUCAAAGUGCUUAACCGUAUCUUACAUUCUUUCCCCUUCUUUUCUUUUAUUUUUCUUUUUAAGAUUAUAAUUUUUUUGUCGAACUAUUUGUUUUAUUACGCAAGAUAUUAAUUCUAACAAAAUUUCGAUAAAUCGCUAGAAUGGAACAAAUACGAUUAUGUAAAUAUUAAUUUAUUUGAUAUGUAUCUUUUUUUCGUUUCGUUCGUUUAAUACGCAACGCGUACACGUACAUACGUACAUUUUCAAUUAGAACUAAUUGUUAUUGUAAAAAUCGUUCCCGUGAAAGCAAGUAUCUUCGCGUCGAGUAAUCGAAACAAAUUGAUUGUGUUACGUAACGUUCAACAUACUGACGAUGUUACUUUCUAUCGAUGCAUAUUUCUUUCUUCAACGUCUAGUAAAGUUCGAAUUCAAUUUCAUCUGUCCGUGCUAUUAUCGAAACACGUUUAUAUUUCGAACGGAAGAUAUCGGACGCUUAAUUACGAUAUCUCCCCCCCCUCCAAAAAAAUAAGAAGAUCAACAAGUAUUAAUAAGUAUUAAGAAGAUUAUCAAGUAUUAAAAAUAAAUUCGGAUUUAUCUAAAUCUAAAUACUUGUCUGCUUCUCGCAAGGUGUCGAGAAAAAAGAAAUCGCACCAUGUCGCUUAAUUGUAUUUUUCUACGAAAGAACUAAUGUUUUCUACGCGGUACUUGUAUCGCUUAAUCGCUUAUUAAGACUAAUUAAGGGCAUCCGCACGAUGCAUCUUUCGUAAUUAAUUUUUCUUUGAAAGUUUCGUACAAAAUUUAGUCCCUUGAAAUUAAUUAAUCCUUAAUGCUCAAAAUUAUCGCCAACCACGAUAAUAAUUUAGAUUAUAGUUAGAUCGAUCGGACGUUAUUACAUAAAGAGAAAAACACUCGUGUAGUUUUUAGAUUAUCGAAUGGCAGGCAUCCCAAAAGUUGUGCCGCUUCUUCGCGCUAACUUUAAGCUUAAGCUAAUAAUAAUAUUUACGUUGGUCAUUAUUUUCAAAUACUGCAACUUCACCGAUUUCGAUGAUUUUUGAAUAUGCUGUACAAAUUAACAUUUUCAACAACUUUUUCCUACACAUAUAACCCACGCGCGACCUUAAUUGUCCGAGAUGUUCGCAAAAAUGUGAAUUCUGCCUAAAAUCGUACGCCCGUGAUAGCUUAUGUGUUAACAUUGGUAAAAUGUUGCUUAACUGAAUCUACAUAUGCUAUAAACAAACGAUAAGAAUUAGUUUUGGGCCAGGUGCUAUUUUAUUCGGCCACAAUGAGACAGUCGGCAACCAAUACCAGCGCAUACGUUGUCUCGGCUGCACAAUACAGGCAGAAUUCACUGUAGUUGUACCGGCAGCCUUGUGCGAAUAUCUCGGAAACUAAGGUCAGCCGAGAAUUAUACGUCUAGGAAAACGUCGUUCAAAAUAUUGAUUUCUACAACAUAUUUAAAAAUCAUCGAAAUCGAUGAGGUGGCAGUACUUGUAAAUAAUAACGAUAUUCCCUUACGUUUAUUCUUACUGGUAGAUCGGAUCUUGUUUCAUGGGGAAGUCGAAAUUUACCUUUGAUAUUCUCUUACGCUUAAACACGUUCUCCAUACACGUUACGAAUAUUGUCAGCGGCACGUUUAAGUAUAUUGCCUCUUUAAAACGAACACGGCAUGCGACGCCGAAAAUGAAUUGCGUUCAUAAUCGUUGCUUCUAAUUACUUCGGAUGCAUUUUGUAGAUUGACGACGACAGUAUCUUGUAAAGCACAGGAAAAAGGUUUCUAUAAAUAUAUCGCAUAAACAAGAUACGGACAUAUAAAAUUCGAUAAGAAACAACACGAUUUACGGGAUGACUUAACGCGACACUUUUAUUUAAUAGAUUCAAAAUACUUAAUAUCGAUUCUUAUCCCUGCCGGUCAUACGUUUCUCGUGCCUGUAAUCCUAACAACAAGUGAGAUGACGCUAGCCAUCCUCGCAUGUAGGUUACCUGGCGUCGUAGAACCAAACACUGGCUAACAAAACUUUCGUGUACGUUCUCAUAUGGCACGCGUUCGAUCGAUUUUGUUGAUUAGUUAAGAUCAGAAACGUUAAUAGGGUUUGUCGAAUCUAGUCUUGAGUGUAAUUUGCUGUGGAAGCUUCGACAAUUGUACAUGGUACAUAUUAUUCUUUCAAAUACGAGUGUUCCUUGCUUUUUCUACAUUCCAUAUUCAUCGUGUGUGUGUGUGUAUGCGUGUGUGUGUUUUUACGUAUGACGAUCGCCAUCCUUAUAACGUUUCGAAUGAAACUAUCGACUCUUUGUUCUCUGUCUUGCGAACCAAUUAGUACAAACUAAAUAUGUUUGUAACCAGUGUUAAUUACACUCUUCUAUUGUACCGCGCGUUUUAAUUACUCGUGCAACGCAAUCUAUAUCUAAAACUAUACCGCUUGAUUAGAAAACGCACGACAACAUCAUUACGCCAAGGUCCGCUGUUAUUAAGAUUUUCCUGUGUUCCGCGAGCACGUCACCGGUUAACAAUGAAAAAAAAUCUAUCGGGCAGGGUCAUCUAUACUCUGCGUUCAGCGAGUGGAGUCAGUAGAGGUAAACAGACGCACAUGACUAGGACAGAAACGUAUACGUAACUUUCAGUUACGACGAAAAAGAAUAUCGAUGUGUUAUUCCUUAUACAUUUAAGUAUCUGGUAUAGGAAAAUCUUUUUGUUUACAUACAAUUUUUGAAAUCGAAUUUUAUCCGGGUUUUCGGUGCGAGCACCAUCGUGCGUGUUUAUGCAUCCGAGAGGAGCAACGACGUAGGUAAAUUUGCUCCUAAUGUCAAAUACUAUUAAUUUAUUAUCGAAUAAGGAACGAAUACAGAGGCAAAGGGUCGAAAUGAUAUAAAAGUGUGUACAAAAAACGUUUUAGAAAACAAUUUUCUAAUUCCUAUUUAUGAUUCUCCGAUUUUCGAUGUUUUUAAUUUAUUUCAGUGAACGAGUUAUCUAAAAAGCUAAUUGCUGUCGUUAAUUUUUCAGAAUAUAAAUAUAGAAAAGAGAUAGAUCCGUGUUAUCUGGCUGUUAUCUGGUUCGAUGGGAAGCGCGGUUUUAGCAAGUUUUCUACACAACGAGCGGUGCUGCGGUGCUUAACGACAAAAGUGAAUUUAAGGCUUUUGAACCCUGACACUUUCAUCAGUGAAGUGGUCAAUUAAUUGUGAUAUUUAUAUCGUACCCGUUCCACUACACAACCAAUAACUGUUUAACCCUUGCCUCGUCAGGCUUCAACGAAAUAGUGUGCGUGCGUUUAAUUAAUAGCAAUUGUAACCGUACGAUUUUGAAUGGUUGGCAGCUAUUGUGAUUUUUCAAUCGUAAUAGUUUGUAAUUGAAGGUCAUUGAUCGUGUUUACAUUCGACUUUUAUUCAAGGUUUACAUCCUAAUUUUUUAAUUACUACAGGCCGUUAGUUUUCAGCAUUUUUCUCCUAAGUGAAAUAAUGACGAGUCUACGAAUGUUUCUAAAUCGAUAAUUAUAAUUUUUUAAUUUCUAUAACGAUAGAAUUUCAUUGUCCUAGCAAAUAAAUACAUUGUUAUAAAAUCUCUAAAUUAUUUACUUUAUUUUUGUAUUUCGGGUACUUUGAAUUCUAUUGAGUAUUUCGUAGAUUUGUUGAACUCGUUCCAGUAAUCGCUAUCAUAUAAUAUAAAACGUCAAUUCGAAAACAUUUGAUGGAAACAGUAACUGUUUUUAUUUAAACAAUGAAUUCUUCUUUCGUAACUUUUCUGUCGUCGAUAUUUCGUUUCUUUUCGUCUUCGUUCGAUAGUUCUUUUACUCGACGAUCUCGCGAAGGAAAAAAAGCGACAUUUUUUGCGAUUUUGCUGAAAUCGAUAACUCGUAUUAGAAUUGAACACUGUUUACGUGCGAAGAACGCUUCGAUUCGCGGAACUAGAGGUCAAUUGUGUCGGUUAGAUUUUUUUCCACGAAUUGCCACGAGUACACUCUUUUUUGUGCCGGUGCAACACGGAAUAUUGGCCGUCCCCUAUCUUAUCGUGAUUUAUCGAAAGUCAAAGAAUUAUUCCACCUUACUCAUCGAUGUUUCCAUCUAUUAAGAUUUGAAGUCUUCAAUAUCGCACGUAAUCAUCUUCGAUCUGUAAAAUUGACGUGUAGAAUGAGAAAAAGGCAGGAAAGACAAGGGAGGAACUAAAAACGUGACAAAGAAGUUAUCGUCCAGUUUGAAUGAACGAAGAAAACGGAACGACAUAGGAGGCAGUCUCGCGACAGGAAUCUUUCGAAACUUGUUUUGCUCAGAGAGGAACUGCUUUCAAAAUCUAUCGUAUGAUAAUUUUGAAUGCGAUUAAAAUUUAGCUGAAUCCAUGUCGAUAUAUUUUAUCAGAAAAGACGUAAGAAGUGACGUCGCUUUUCUUAACCAAAAGGUGCAGUAGCUUAACACGGAAGGGAUCUCCGUGUUAAUGAUUAGAUCGAAUUAUCAUUAAGGGUAUCCAGAGAGUUUUAAAUAUUUUUCAUAAUUUAACGAUGUCAAAAAGGUUUUAGGAAUUUGGUAAUUCAAAAUUAUUGCUUCUACCGACUCACGAUCAGUCUUGAUUUCAAAUAUGAUUUGCGGCUACAGCGCAUCACGUACAUCAUGUACAACGAUGUUUGUUUCAUAUUUUUUUUUUUUUUUUUAUCUUUCAAAUAGAAACCUCUUAAUACAUUUGAUCCUGAUAAAAUUUAUUUGGUAAGAGAUACAAACACAUUUAAAGAACACACCCUUGUUUACUUAUAGGAUAGUUCGAAAAGAAAAUUCUCCUAGCUUUACGUAAAGUAUUAUCGAAACAGUUACGUUACGUUAACUCAGCUUUCUGGUUUCUUACUUUUUCCAAGACACGUAAUCUAUAUUCCAAUGUGCUGAUAAGAUUAAAACGAUACGAUCAAUAAAAAUGAAACUGCUACUGUCUCUAUGUACAGGCAGCGCGAGACUGACUCGUGAGGCUGUCUCGGGACGAACCAACGACUGCUGGGUUCUUGGCGAGAUCAAAGGUGCCUCGCGGCUCCUUCAUUUGGAUACGUAUAUUGAUGAAAUGGAUUGAGACGACUUUGUCGAAAGCGUAACCGUUGCUCACUUUGCUUCGCGUAAUUAUUACGUCGCGUACUCUAUGUUACGACAAGAGGCAGCCUCACGGGUAUACCUCGCACUGACUGUACAUAACGUUAGACACAAAAUCGCUUGAAAUAGAGCGUCUUUUGCUGAACGUCGCUUUAUUUUAACGAUGCCAUUCGAAACAGGCGUUUCAAGAUUUUCGAGGAUUCCUUUCAUCCCAGAAGUUCGUCCAAUUCUUCUUAAUUGCCAAAUGACACCAUCCAUCAUUUUCAGCCAUUUAAGUCACUGACGUAAUCCUGUACUUCUAUUGAAACUUUAUUAUGAACUAUGACUUUAAGAUACAUACUCUGAGAUGGACUAUUGCUAAUCUCUACGUACGGUAAAAUGUUUCUAAUCGUUAAUUUUAUUUUCAAGUAACGAGUUACUUAGUAAUUGUUCCCAGCAAUGUAUAGUAUACUCUUCAGUAUGCCCUACCUACGCAAUGAGAUUUGCCCCGAAUCAUGUCUCCAAGUAUCGUUCGAGGCGAGCGUUCAUGAGACCUACUUAUAAGAGUAGUAUGGACAUCUUCUGAGCAACGAAAUAUCAUCUCUAUGCGAGAAACAGUUGCAAUUGUUUAAGUAUAGCAGUAGAUAUGUGUAUGGAAGAGCAAACAAUACCACGUAAAAGAAGAAAAGGAUCUUGAAGAAUUAGCUAAUUGUCAAUAUAAUAGUAUCGCUUUUUGGUCUCAGUUCAAUCAUGGCAAUCUCGCCAAUACUUUAAUGAAAUUUUUAUUAACGAAAAUAUAUAAAAUAAAAUAAUUUCGUCGUUACAUUAGCGUUCCAUCUCACUGAUACGAGGGCGAAACGCGUGGCUCUGUUGUGCGACACUCUCGAAUACUUAAGAUCAGGUCACAAGGACAAGGGUCAUACAAUGACGGUAAAGACUGAUGAUACAAAGCAGUCUCACCCUCACCGUAUCCCAUCGAAGACGAAAGACCAAAAGUGACCAUGAGGUUAGAUAAUAUCUCACUGACAAAUGAUUAAAGGCAGUAACUUUCCGUCCGUCUUUUUUAUGGCUUUAUAUCUACAUCAUGGAAUACAAGAAAUUUAAUCAUGUCCAACUUAUUUACGUUCAGUUAGUAUUACCAAAAUACCUUGGUCUACCGGACUUCAUCCCAUUACGAUCUCCUGGCAAACUAUAAACAAAUUGAUUUUUUAUCGUUAGCUUCCUACGUCAUCGAGUACAAGGUCGUAAUAGGGCUUAAAUUAAAGCUUAUGAUUCCCACUUUACGAAUGGAAAGAUCUGGCUGACUUCCGCUUGACUUCUGCCUGCCAUAAAUAUGCAGUAGACCAGUUCUUUAAUGCAUACGAGACCUUGGCUAUUUUUAUACCUUGACUAAAAAUUAUUAUUAAUGCGUUUUACGCUGUUAUAAUAAACAUAUAUACGUACAUAUUAGUUUAGCAGGUAUUUUAGUCUUUAUUUUGUAGAACCAGUCGUAUGAGAGACAAGGAAAGAUGUGAAGCAAUUGUUACUUUCGUAUUCGUCUUCCUCGUCUUUCAUACGAUAGGUCUUGCAAGACAAAAGCUAAACUAUCAGUCAAGCUAGUAUUUGUUCGACAUAUAUAAGUUAAUAAUUUGCUAUAAAGAAUAUCAAGACAGCGCAUUAAAAAUUAUAUGGUUCCAUUUAAGGGAACGCAUAUCACCUUCAUAUCAUCUUAUGCCCCUUUCUAUAAGAAAAUUAAUUACACCAGAUUACGGUCCUCUUGAAAUCAUCCAUUUUUUAUCUGAACCAUUUAUUAUAUAACUGUCAGUUUAAUAUAUAUAUACAUAUAUAUGCUUACAGUAGUGAAAAAUGCUCCCUUCUUCAUUUCGUAUUGUCGACGGCAUAUUAGUUUGUUUCAGAAACAAAUUUUCUAACGCCAUUUCACUCCGAAGUCAGAACGGAUACUUAUUGUAAGUAGGCUUCAUGAGGCCCAAAACAGGUCUCAUAAGACCCAGCUCGCUUCGCAUGUUAGACUAAGGAAAAUCCCAUUGGCUAAGACUCGCAAUCAUUGCAAUCGCGUUUUUUUUCGACACGAUUACUGAUUACUGUAUAAAGUUUCCAGUAGUUCUAGUAGACAGUUAAGCCCUCGAGAUUCUAUAUGCUUAACAUUGCGUUCUCCGAAUUCCACCGUCUUAUCCGUCAUACCAAUCAGCAUUUAUCCUGAAUUCAAGAUUUCACGCAAUCAGAUAUUACACAAUCUUUCUUUAUAAAAUAGAUUACAAUCUAUAUGUGUGUUUCAAUUGCCCUGAUCUCCAAAAAAGAAAAAAAUACGAUUUCAAGUGACUCGUCCUCUAUCUUAACUUCCUUUCAAUUUUUCAGAUCUCGAUUGGGGUUAGGUUGAGGUUAGGUUAUAGAAAUAGCUUCGUGGUUUCAGGUUAUGCAACUCGAUGUUUCGACGACUAAUUUUUGAUACACGAAUAUGUAGGAUAUUCUUGAAAUUCCUGAGAAAUUGUAUCGUUCUCGGGAAAAAAGGGUUGCUGGGCUGCGCAAGAUUUGCGUUUUCGUUGAAACGACACGGCCACAUGGAGAGCAGAUCUUUUUGAUGUCCUUUCUAGCAAGAUGAAAGGAAAGUCGAACGAAAACACUCUUUUUCCACGAACCAACGGUCGCUUGCACUCGAGUGCCAUUAUGAAAGUGCAUUUAACGAAAAAGGAGCAACAAUGGCGACUGUUACGAGGAUCCAUCUGUAGCAUAAUCUUUUUUUGCCGCGGCAUAAUUUGUCGCAUCUUCUUUAUGGGAAUUAUAAUUUCAAUUUAAAGGUGACGAUUUCUUUUCUUCCACCUUUUUGGUUCCUAUUUCCUGUUUUCUCAUCGGAAAAGUAGCACGUUUUUCAUCGAUAAAAUGAUCGAUCGUUGUUUGCAAAAAGCAAAAUAAAUCAAUCAGCUUUCUGUCCUAACUCAUCGCCUUCCUAUUUUGUCGUUUACCUUUCAGACAACGUAUAACCACUAGUAUAUAUGUUUUAUGAUAUAACUCAAUGUUUAUCGUAUUUAUCAUAUUUUUCAUGAAAAUGAAGUGAAAAAUCAAACGGAUAUAUAAAAGUGGAUAUAAAACUGGCAAUAAUGUUUAUUUACAGAUAUUGGUCGAUAUCAAGCGAACGAUAAGAUGUUCUUUAUUUGUAAAAAUAAAUAAAUAAAUUUGAUGCAGCGUUGCAAAAACUUAUUUCGUAGAAUGACGAAGAAUUGAUAUCUAAAAAUCGGGAAAUAUAGGAUCAUAUCUGAUAUCUAUUUUUGUCAGUCUAAUAUGUAAUAGUUAUUAGUUAGUUAUUAGUUUGAUUAUUAUUACUUUAUAAAGUUCGAUUCUCGAUGUUCCUGUUUCCUCAUUUCAGAUUCCUCGCUAUUAAAUAACUAAAUCAAACAAAUUUCUUUAUUCCUUUCUGUCCUCACUAUGAACGUGUUGUUUUGAUAUGCAUAAAAAAAUUUGUAGAAACUUGCCCGGAGGUUGUUGAAAGUGCAUCGUAAAUAUCAAAGAGUUUUCAUCAAAGAUCAAAGAAGUAUACGUCGUACUUACAGUGUUAAUUCGAGAAUUAAUAAAACAAACAAUAUCCAAUUCCUGUGAGAGAAAAUACGCGUUCUAUAAAUUUUAGAGGUUAUAGUUAAGCGAUAUCGGAAAUUCGAUUCAUGGGCGUGUACAACGAUGCAAGCUUUUCCACAUUAUUCUACUCGUAUCUAUUUAUUUGUAUACGAUUUUAUGAAUGUUGUGUCAAAGUUUUGAUCGUUAUCUCUCUUGUAGAGAUACAGAGAUUUAUACUAUUUGGAAUGAAUUAGAGAAUAGAGCUCUUAAACGAGCAUGUCCAACCCAGUGAUAAAUACGGUACAUAAUAAUUGUGUGAUAAACAUGAUAUGACUCACGCGUGAAACAUUUCAUUUCUCUCUUUUUCUUUGGUUCGUCGAGAGAUAAAGUGACUUGUUGAAUUUUCUAUAUCGUUAAAACACGUUAACGGAGAGAUAAUUCUCGGAUUCGUCAUCAAUUAUAUUUUCCUUUAAAACUUUGUCCGCCUAGUCAAAAGUAUACGAGGGAAUUUUUUAAUUUAAGAAGUUAAAUAACGAAAUGUCCCUUUUCAUAUAAAUAUUAUUUGUUAACCAGUUAACUGCGUUUGACGAGUAUAGACGUUUAGAGUAUAGUCGUUGCUUGUAUUUAUUUACGCACUCUACGACCUAACCUAGUGAGAGAAUUCUAAAACUAAAUUCUGCAGUUAACUGGCUAAUGUCUUAACGAACGAUACUUUCGCUUAUUUUUACUUUUGCUUUACUUUUUGUUAAUGAAUAUAUAGAAAUUUUUAAUUUAACAUCUGAUAUCUAUCUAUCUAAUAUCUGCAUAUGUACAAGAAUUCUGAAAGCUUUGCAAUUUUCUUCGAUUUUUAGUUUCUAAACUUUCAGUGUUUUAAAUUUAUUCAUGCAAAAAUACGUAUGCACAAAUUGUAGUAAUAUUUAUAAGACAUAUCAUAUUAUCGAUGACAAUAAAGGAAACCGUGUUGUCGUGGCGCUGUUUUAAAAGCAAUAAGGAAUUUCAUUCAACCAAAUUUAGUAGUUAAACGUUUGAAGAAAUAAAAUAAUCCGGUUUAUUACUUAACAACGAUUCAUAUCUGAAACAUAUGUCGAUUCAUUUCGAUUUACCGGAUAUAUAUCAACAUACAAAUCAUAUCAAGAGUGUUGUUUAGUGUCACUAUAUAAUUGAAUAUCUUAUUCUCGAUUGCAAUUCAUUGUUUUGACUAAUAAGUAGUCGUACAGGUGUUAUUAAGCAUCUGACGAACAUCUGAAUUGUCGCCUCUUAAUUAUGGAGAACCAGAAAUGCAAUUAUUUUGCAUUUUGUCUUGUUCUUGACUAUUAUCGAAGAUUAAUUUUCAUCUAAAAUUUAGUUGUUUAGCGAUCUUAGUCGUUAACGUCGUGUUGUAUAGAGCUGAAUAUUCGUAAAAAGAAUUAUUUUCAGAUAAAGAGAGCAUAAAAUGUCUUUAUUCGAAAUAGUAUCUCAACGUUCGUCAUUAUUGGUAUAAUGAAGGGUAUGAAAAUCAAAGUAAUCAUCAGGCAAAAAGUUAAUUGUCGAGAAAAGUGUGUUAAGGCAUUGACUACCACAUUGCUAGUUAUCGAUGACUCAUCUUUCUUUUUUACUAAAUCUUUUAGAAUGAUUAAAAUAAAAAAACAAAAAUUUUCGAUAAUGUUAAUGAUUUAGAUAACAUUGUCAGAGGAAAAGCGAGCAAAUAUAGUGUAAUGUUUUGCUAGAACGAAACGUUAUAAUAUGAUAUAUUUCAAUUUAUUUCGGCUUCCAGGACAAAAUACGUAUAUAAAAUUCGCGUGGCAGUCAACGCGUUAACGAAGAUGUAGACUCGAGGAAAGUUCGGCUAACGUGAACGACGUAAAAAUUGCUCUGAGCGUUUUGAAUGCGAAACAUGUUGACACAAGUCGACAUUUGGAACUUGCAUUGAAGGUUUCGUGGAUCAUUAAGUCUCUCGAAGGUUCUCGAAGGAAUCUUCGCGCAUAGAAACUGACGAUGCUCGUUCUGUCCAUGGAUAGAAUCGAAACACGCGUCCAAUAGAAGGAAACAAGCGUUCGAUUUACAUUGUGCCGGAUGAAUCAUCGAGGGAACACGCCAGACGACGAGAACAAUACAAAUGAAUGAAGUUGGCUCGUUCGGAUAGCACGCGAAUAUCUCGAAAACGCCCCAUCGCAUCUGGCCGUGCCGUUCUGGUGACUAAUUUUUGCUUGUUAUAAUCUGUGAUUCGACAGAAUUUAUUUGUAGGAUGCGGCGUUAAUAUCUUCUUUGACAUUUGAAGGGAAAGUCGAAAAAUUGAAAGAAAAAUAUCGCUAAAUAUCUUCAAAAAAUCAUCACAAGCCCAAUAUUAAUUACACGCACGUUAAAAUGUGAAAUCCAAGCACAAUAUAAAACAAAGGAAAUAACGAUUCGUUGAGGUAAUUAAAUCGAGUUAUUUCCACGCUCUAAAUGCGUCAUUUCGAAGUCAGUUGUAAACCAAACUGGAAUUUCCCCAUUAUUUUGUGUAUCCGGGUGAUGCCAACUGCUCUUGCAAAACCCCAUUUCUAUGGUAUUCGCGAAUCAACAACGCCGACAACGUUCCAAGCUCUCGAACGUUUUCGCAGCACCGUUUCACACGAUCGAUUUCAAGGUCUGUGGUUUAUUCUUCGAAAAGUGGAAGCAGCACUGGUCUCAAGGUUCUCCAAAUGCACCGCACUUGAAAACAUCCAAUACUGGUCCAAGAGGUCUAUCACGUGACGUUCCUAUCUUGUAUUAUGACGAAAGUACGACGAUGCACUUGGGACGCGAAGUUGAAAAAUAUAAAGUUCUUUAACACUAAAACUACCAACCUGUUAUAUUGUAUAAUAGAUAUAAUAAAUUAUAUCUCGUUA
Molecule: messenger RNA, 15450 nt
Organism: Bombus pyrosoma
Lineage: Eukaryota; Metazoa; Arthropoda; Insecta; Hymenoptera; Apidae
Gene: GlcT
Product: ceramide glucosyltransferase
Exons: 2
Coding region: 1423-2619 (398 amino acids)
Biological process (GO): glucosylceramide biosynthetic process
Cellular component (GO): membrane
Molecular function (GO): ceramide glucosyltransferase activity
Source: RefSeq, a predicted model, not a curated record